CAAUAAUAAAAAGGAUGUUGGAAAACACAUGCUUGGCUCAACUCAGGAUAACCGCAGAAAACAGGACAGACCAAGAAGGAGGAGGAAAGCAAGAUGAAUGAUGUGAAGCUUACUGUUUUGGGAGGUGAAGGAACAGGAAAAUCUGCCCUUAUAGUAAGGUUUCUUACCAAGCGCUUCAUUGGAGAAUAUGCUUCUAAUUUUGAAUCUAUCUAUAACAAACAUUUGUGUUUGGAAGGGAAGCAAUUGAAUCUAGAAAUAUAUGACCCUUGUUCUCAGCCACAGAAAGCAAAAUUUUCCCUCACAAGUGAGCUGCAUUGGGCAGAUGGGUUUGUUAUUGUGUAUGACAUCAGUGACAGGUCUUCCUUUGCAUUUGCAAAAGCAUUAAUCUACAGAAUUCGGGAGCCACAGACAAGUCAUUGUAAAAGAGCUGUGGAGUCAACAGUGCUUUUGGUGGGUAACAAGCAAGAUCUCUGUCAUGUGCGAGAGGUUGGCUGGGAAGAAGGGCACAAACUGGCAUUGGAUAACCGGUGCCAAUUCUGUGAACUGUCUGCAGCAGAGCAAUCUCUGGAGGUGGAAAUGAUGUUUAUCAGAAUUAUCAGGGACAUCCUGACAAACUUCAAACUCAAAGAAAAGAGAAGAUACAGUGGAUCUAAAUCCAUGGCCAAGCUGAUCAAUAAUGUAUUUGGAAAAAGAAGGAAAUCUGUUUAGUAGACAUGUGAUCCUGGGGGAUUUAUUAUAUCAGAGAGUUUCAAACAUUUGUAUGGGAAUUAAAUUUACCUUUUGUGUGCAGCGAAAACAUUCUCUUAGAGAUAUGAAAUAAUUGACCAGGAACCACAACUGUGUUUUCAAAUAUAUAGUUUGCCUUUUUGGUUGCUUGUAUGUUAUACAUUUUGCUUCACACUUUUCUCUAUACACAGAAUAAUAUUAGUAUAAUCUGAUAGUGGAUUACUGUACAGUUUACCUUACCGAAUAAACCCUGCUUAUGUAACUUUCUUAAACUACCAUUCUUUAGGGCUCCCUUACCUUUAUUUUAUAUAUGUGUUUUAGAUGAAAUAUAUAGUUAUAUAUAGGAGGAAAAGGGGACGACAGAGGAUGAGAUGGCUGGAUGGCAUCACUGACUCAAUGGACAUGAGUUUGAGUGAAC
Molecule: messenger RNA, 1144 nt
Organism: Bubalus bubalis (water buffalo)
Lineage: Eukaryota; Metazoa; Chordata; Mammalia; Artiodactyla; Bovidae
Gene: RERGL
Product: RERG like
Exons: 5
Coding region: 94-708 (204 amino acids)
Molecular function (GO): GTPase activity; GTP binding
Source: RefSeq, a predicted model, not a curated record